Colletotrichum karsti is the source of this 291-nucleotide messenger RNA. RefSeq lists its product as uncharacterized. The record is from RefSeq and is a predicted model, not a curated record. The coding region runs from base 1 to 291 and encodes 96 amino acids. The transcript is spliced from 3 exons. Lineage: Eukaryota; Fungi; Ascomycota; Sordariomycetes; Glomerellales; Glomerellaceae. Gene Ontology annotation, cellular component: membrane.
AUGGGCGCCAUCUCAGCCGUCUUUCUCGUCCUCAUCACCAUCCUUGUCCCGCCCAUCGGCGUCUACGCCGUUGCUGGCUGUGGAAUGGAUCUCCUCGUCAACAUCUGCUUGACGGUUCUCGGAUACCUCCCCGGCCACAUCCACGCAUUCUAUGUCGAAUACAUCUACUACGACCGUCGCGAGCAGGCGCGGGAGGGCCGCAUAGUAACCGGUCGCGCUCCGGGUGUCUACAGCGACAGAGUUCAGAGUGGCGGCCAAGGCUAUGGAACGAUUGCCCAGGGAACCGCCUAG